Leptomonas pyrrhocoris is the source of this 5055-nucleotide messenger RNA. RefSeq lists its product as hypothetical. The record is from RefSeq and is a predicted model, not a curated record. The transcript has a single exon. Lineage: Eukaryota; Euglenozoa; Kinetoplastea; Trypanosomatida; Trypanosomatidae. Bases 1 to 5055 code for a protein of 1684 amino acids.
AUGGGCGCCGCACCGAGCCGCGAAACAAUCGAGCACUCGCUGCCGCAGCCGCCCUUCUAUGGCCAGCGGCAGCAAAUCGUACUCAUUCCCCUGCUUAAGAAGUUCUUCCCCAGCGCCGACUGCCCGUUGUUUGUGCAACUGUACGAGGCACGCUGCGACCCGGCGGUGCGCUACUACUUCUACGCAGAUGACGGGGCGGAGGGCAUCUCGUGCAGGCCGCCGACCUCCCCACUCGCACCGGUGGUGCACCCCGCGGCGGAGUGCUGCGGCGAUGACGAGUCCCCGCUGUACCUCGCCGACAAGGUGGGCAGCGCUCCGUUUCAUUGCCCACCGAUGGAGAUCUUCCCUGCCAUUCCGUUCUCGCGCGAGGCGAUGUACGACGCCUAUGUGACCAAUGGCGGGGAGAAGCUGGUGUACGCCACGAAUGCGGAGAUGCUGCGCGCCUACCGUGCCGAUCCCAGCGCGGUGCGGCCGAUGCCGUGUGCGGUGGCAUUCCUGUACCACAAAUCGACGUCGAACCAUACCGCCGCCGCUGCUGCUGGUGGUGGUGCGACAGCGACUGCUACGUCGACUGUACAUGUUGGGACGAGUAGUGUGCCGGACGACUGCUCCGAAGUGCUGGGGUGCUACGUGAAGGCCACAGGCUUCGUAGGCGACGUCCACGGCUUCGGCCGCCGACACCACCACGACCACCACCGUCGCGGAGAGGAAACCGCAAGCACGCCCUACGAAAUGCAGAUGUUCCUGACCAAGUCCGCCGGCGAUCACAACCGAACGCACGUGCUGCUCUCGGCGAUCUACACGUACGCGGAGCAGUGGCAGCGCGCCUGUCUGCACUGCGUCCCGCACGACCUCACAGGUCAACACGCUCACCCCAACGCCCACCAUAGCCAUAAAAAGUCCGCAGCGGAUGACCAGGGCAAACUCGAUGAUGCGUCCUUCUUUUACAAGCCCUUUGCGCAGACACACGAGAUGCUGGCGGAGGCGAGCCGCGCGGGCGGCCACCAUCCACACCCUCUUCACGAAGCAGAAGGCGAAAAUGAUGCUGCGGCUGCUGCGAUGAACGCGAACACCAUUGGGGGCGAUGAGAAACAAGACGAGGCCGUCGGAGACGCUGCUGCCGGUGCGGGUGCUAGUACGCACGCCGCUGAUCCUCCACACGUCAAGGCGCGCUACUGGGCGCCGCCGCCGCUCUCCGCCCUUGUCCUGCGCAGCCGCCGCGCCAACGUGCCGCUUCUCUGCUUCCUGCGCGAGGUGCGUGCCUGCAUCGCGAACAUGUUCCUCUUUCACGUGCAGUACUACUACCAUGAGCACCAGCAGGAGCAGCAGCCGCAGCAUCGAGAGUCCACCGAGGAAAUGGUGGCGGCUGCGGCGGUGGGCGGCGACGUGAGUGCCCGGCCUACCCGACACCCCGACAUGCUGCCGCCCGGGUGUUGGCUCAUGUGGCUGCAGAGCACGCUGACCUCGUCUGCUGACACGGCAGAAACGGGUGACGAGUCGGUACUGAACGUGCACUGCACGGCGCAGUUUAUGCAGUCCAUUGUGGAGUACAUCGUGGCCUGUCUGCUGCACAAUUUGAGCCCUUUGGAGGCGUUCCGCACCCAGCCCAGCCACGGAGCCGCCGCCAACAACAAUACGAAGAGCAGCAGUAGCGGUGACGCCGUCUUGGCCGAUGCGACACACGAUAAGGUGCGCGACCCCGCCGGUGAGGGCGAGGCGUCGGCCGCAGCGACAACAACAAUAAAAAAGCCCGCCGCAGGCAGCGAGGAGGUGGUGGGUGAUGGUGCGAAAGCGAGUGCAGAGGCGGUCGCGACGACGACGGCCGCACUCGUCCCGCACUCCCUCUCUCCCUUCCGCCUGCCGGAUGAGGAGAUGCUGGUGGGCACGUGGCCGCCACGGCCCGUCGACCCGGUAGCCCCGGCGCCGCCCUCCCCCGGCGUCGCGGCGGAUAUUCUGACCCAGUGGAAGAGCCUCUACAGCCGGCACUACCUCUUCUGGGUUGUGGGACCCAACCUGGCGAGUCAACGCUCCGCCACGGUGGCCUUAUUGGAUUGGGUACGGAGGAAAGGAAGCCCGGUGAUGUGGGGUUACCACCUCGACGAGCACGACUGCGAGCUGCCUUCCACGCCGUCAGAGGCGUACCCGAGCAGCAUCGGCCACGCCGUCUACCCAUCAUCGUCCCUGGAGGACUAUCUGUGCACCGUGACGAUCAACGGGGUGGAGGAGGAGAUGAUCCGCGGUGGCACCAUCGUGUGCCUGAUGCCGGUGAUAGACAGCAGCAACAGCACGCCGACAGAGGAGCGCGUGCUGCGUGUGUGCCGGCUACCGUUGGAAGAGUUGUUGCUCGGCGAGCUGCGCAACGCGAGCAAGCUGGCUCGUGAGGCGGGGCCGGAGGACCUGCACUGGGUGCGCCAGAAACUCUCCGCACAAGGCACCUACAAAGGCUGCGUCCUGCGCGCACCGGACCCAGCUGCAGGGGACGCGGCGGUGGCGACCGUUGUGAUCAGCAACGGCGUCGAGCUGCCGGUGGUGCCGCCUGCGGCGGACGGCAUCGUCGGCGAUGGCACGUCGUGCUUGUGGCGGGUGGACUUAGUGGAGGGGCUGAGCCGAAUCAUCGCGGUUACGCCGCCGUUUCUGAAGCCGGUUCGGAAGAAGCACCCCAAGAAGAAGAAGCUGCCGUCGAAGGCGGUCGUCGCGCAGGGGACGGCGACGCUGGUGUUUCUCGCAGCUCCAAAGGCGAGCGCUGACACGGCGGAUGGCACGUGGGAACGGGUGAACGACGCCGCAAAAGAAGCAGAGCUGCACCCCGCUGAGCACAAGAUGGAGCCAGUAAGCGCAACACCGGCCGCAACGCCGCAGCACGCAGCGAAUAAGACACCAGCAUCGACGGUGGGGGAAAAGGUGGUCGCCAGUCCUCAUAACGGACAGACGGCAGCCAUAACAGGUGUCGUUGCCACACCAACCCCGGCGGUCAUGUCCAAGAACCAAAAGAAGAAGGCGAAGAGGGCCGCCGCCGCUGCUGCUGCCGCUGCUCUGGAGAACAACGCUGAGGUGGCCGAAGAGGCGACAACGAACGUGGCGGCGGCACACGAUGCCAGGGAACAACUUUUGCCAACGAAAGACAAGGCUGAGAUUUCGGUCGACACACCACAUCCAGAACCACCGGAGGAUUCUGCGGCUGGUGCUCCUGCAAACACGGAGGCGGCUGCAGCGUCCGACGGCCCACCAAGUUUGGCGGUGACGUCGGCGACGACGACGACCACCACCGCAUCCGCGACGGAGGCCGCCGAGCCGGUGCCGAAGCCUCUCAAAAUCGCCGUCCCACCCCGUCCCAUCCCCGCUGGCGAGAUCGACCCCAACGCUGUUCGCCACAGCCACGCCGCCAGCGCUCACAAAAGUCAAAGCGAACCGCAGCCGUCAUCGGUGGCUCCCUCGACCGUCACCGCCGCCGCCACACCAACGCCGUCGUACGCAGAAAGGGGCAGCUGGGGCUACGGUGCGGGCCACGCCUAUCCAACCGCCUACCCGCCUGGGUACGGCGCCUACGGAGGCGGCGGACCUCCGUCCUACGAUGCCUACCCGCAACCGUUGCCGCCACCACCGCCUCCACUGCCAGGCACGGCGGCAGCAGCAGGUGGGCACAUUGGGUACGACUACGAUACGAACUACGCGUACGGACCGGCCAGAUCAGCAGGCACAAUAUCUCCCUCGCUGCCCCCUCCACCCCCACCACCGUUCCGCGAGCACAGUGGGGGUGGCGAUGGUGGCGAUGGUGGACGUGUACCGCCGGGCUACGGGAACUACUACUACUACCCCCAGUACGGCUAUCCGACCGGCUACGCACAGGGCGGCAGGUAUGCCGGGGACUAUUACGACGCCGGCUAUGGUCCGAUGGAAGGGGAGAGAGGUGUAGGCGGUGUCAGCAACAAUGACAUGCAGGAGCACUACCGGUACAACGAUCGGGCAGUGAAUGUGGCGGGGCAGAUCCACGACGAGCUCCACACGCUGGCCGCACCAGAGGACACAUCCGAUUCGAAGACGACGUCGCUGGCGGAGGAGGAGGGGAGUGGCGCUCAUCCAGGUCAGGUGGCCGUCGCCCGACAGGAAACCGAUUCGUCGCCUCUCCAGCGUCACGUCAGCUUUGGUGUGGAGGCGUUACCGACAGCCACAGCCUCUUCUUCCUCAGCCGCUGUUGCUGCCAACGCCACAGCCUCGUUCUCCUCACGGACAGCGAGGGAGCGCGGCAACCUCAUCCCCCCUCCGUUGCCGCUUUACGAGGACCUGGCUACCAGUCCCACGCUGAGCGCCCAUCGUUCCGCCAAUGGAGACGCGAGCAAGACAAAAGACUCGUUCUUGCGCAGCCCGAAGCAUCGCCAGCAGGGCGUAGGUGACCACCACAAUGUCCCCUCGCCCCGCGACGGCUCACCCCUGCAGUUUCAAUUGGACGACCUCACUUCGCCCGUCCCGAACAACAGCAAUGCCCCGGUGCUGCCUGUGAUCCACCACGCCCGCUACGCCAGCAUCCCCUAUCAGCAGCAGAUAUCAACCUUCGAGGACGUCGGUGUUGCGAGCAGCCCCGGUGCCGGUCCGGCCGGCAGCUCCGUCAACGUGCACGUCCGCGUGCGUCACCACCACCACCACACGCACUCUCCCACCACCAGCUUCUUCAGCGACUUCACGGCAGACAAUGGCAACGGACAUCACCACCAAAACAACACGCAAGGCUCACAGGCGCAAGGGGAGGCCAGCCCGGCGAGUAUGCAUCCCUCACACAGCUUCGCCAGCAUGGGAUCCUGCUCGAUUGUGUUCCAUGGAGUGGGGGGUGGUGCGGCGGGCAGCAACCACGCCGGGUCCAUGCGUGAGCGCGCGAACAGCGGCGUGGGCGGGGACCACUCCACCCCCCGCCACCCGCAUCGCUCGCAUCGCCACCUCGGUAUGGCGAGCAGCACGCACAGCGGCGAGACGACGAGCACGGCUCGACUGAUGGAUAAGCGGAGUGGCACGUAUCGCUGGGACUGGCGCACGGCGGGGCUCGACAUGGGUGACGAAGAUUAA